Messenger RNA from Physcomitrium patens, 1055 nucleotides. Its product is annotated as vacuolar protein sorting-associated protein 28 homolog 1. The record is from RefSeq and is a predicted model, not a curated record. Gene Ontology annotation, cellular component: ESCRT I complex. Gene Ontology annotation, molecular function: protein-containing complex binding. Gene Ontology annotation, biological process: protein transport to vacuole involved in ubiquitin-dependent protein catabolic process via the multivesicular body sorting pathway. Lineage: Eukaryota; Viridiplantae; Streptophyta; Bryopsida; Funariales; Funariaceae.
CCUUUCGAGGUGAUUCGCUCCGUUGGCUCUGAUUUAGAUCAGCUCUAGUGCUUCGAGCGCAAGCAAGGGUUGCAUAUUGUGAAGAGCGUAGAGAUUCAGAUUGUGCGGGGAGCUUGUAUGCUGGUGUGUCGGUGUUCGUUUGAAGCUGUCUGGAGUCGAAUUUUCUGGAGAGUUGGAGUGUUCCGAGGAGGAAGCAGGGUGUGUUUGGUUCGUGGGGUUUGAUGGCGUAUGCGGAACAGCGGGAAGUGCGGCUAUGGCACGACAAGCGGGAGAGAGAGAUGUACGAUAACUUCGCGGAUUUGUUCGCAAUCAUUAAGACAACGGAGAAGCUAGAGAAGGCAUAUGUUCGGGACGUUGUGAGCGCGAAGGAGUACGAACCAGCGUGCUCCAAGUUGAUCGCCCAGUUUCGGACAUUGAAAACGGCGUUGAAGGAUAUCGUGCCAGAUGUGGAACAGUUCGCUGAAACGUACAAGAUGGAUUGCCCCGCAGCUCUCAACCGGCUGUUGGUCUCGGGAGUUCCUGCUACUGUUGAGCACAAAAGCACGUCCUCGGAUGCUGGCACUGCAUCUGCCGUCGCAGAGUGUGUGCAGUAUUUUAUCACCUCCAUGGAUGCGUUGAAACUAAAUAUGCUUGCUGUUGACCAGGUUCACCCUAUGAUGAACGACCUGAUUCUGGCAUUGAGCAAGGUUCCACAGUUGUCCCCCGAUUUUGUGGGGAAGGUGAAGGUGAAGGAGUGGAUAGCAAGAUUGAACAGAAUGAGUGCAUCUGAAGAACUUACUCAAGAACAGGCAAGACAGUUGUCCUUUGAUCUGGAGAUGUCAUAUAACGGUUUUAUUCAGUCAUUGCCCAAGUCUUCUUGAAGCUGGUUUGUUGCUUCCUGUACGAUGGUAAUCCAUUUUUCAGGUGUAGGUUGACCAUGUCCCUCUAAGAUGGUCUUGGUAGUUUAGUCUUGUACAUCAGAAAUUCAUUGUUCUGAAUAAAAUUAUGUCUAUGUACAUACCUAUAUUUGUCAAGCAAUUGAGCUUUAUAUUUAAAUACGUGGAUAUAUCUCAUAA